This is a messenger RNA of Drosophila biarmipes, 1757 nucleotides long. Its product is annotated as serine protease gd. Bases 123 to 1754 code for a protein of 543 amino acids. Gene Ontology annotation, molecular function: serine-type endopeptidase activity. Lineage: Eukaryota; Metazoa; Arthropoda; Insecta; Diptera; Drosophilidae. Gene Ontology annotation, biological process: proteolysis. The transcript is spliced from 5 exons. The record is from RefSeq and is a predicted model, not a curated record.
UCUUGAAACAUUUUGUUUACAUUCCGAGAGAAGUGAAGCCAUUUCCAUCCUUAAAGAUCAGAUCAGAUCAAGUCAGAUCAGAUCAGGUCAGAUCAGUUAUCCCCUCCCGUGCAGACACCGCGAUGAGGCUGCACCUGGCGGCGAUCCUGAUCCUCUGCAUCGAGCACGUGUCCAAGGCGGUCGCCCAGGGGAUGCCGAUCAGCCCCUGUCCCAAGGUGUUCCAGUACCGCUUCGACGGCAGCGAGUGGUUCGGCCUGAUGGCGGUGCGCAGUCCGGAUGGCCACCAGCCGCUCCACAUCCGGGUGACGCUCUCCAUGCGAGGGAAGCCCACUACGAACUAUCUGGGUGAAAUCGAGCUACUGACCCGCGGCAAGUUCGCCCACAAUGCCCCGGUUCUCUACAAGAUCCGUUUUCCCAAGCACCACUUCCCGCCCAAACUGCUCCUCCUGUCGGCCAAUAACCAUGUGAUCUGCUUCGGAUCCGGCGAGCACAGCAUCUUCAUGACCCAAAUCCAGCUGGAGCACAUCAGGAAACUGUCCUUCAUACCGGAUAAGAGCAGCUCCCUGCUGUUGGAUCCCCACGAGAGCAAAGCCGAGGCUGCGGAGGCGGAGCAGGAGGCCAAGAAGACGGACGACAAGGCGCACAUCCAGUUCAAGAAAAAACCCUUUGGUCAGGCGCCCAAGGAGAUUUGCGGUCGCAUCGACAGGGAGCUCGACUUUCGGUUGUCCCAGCGCAGGGAACAGGAUCAGGAUCAGGAACUGGAAACCGAACCUAUCCUUGGCGCCGAUGCCAUUACAUCGCCCGUUUUUGUUGAUGAUAACGACGACGAGGAUGCUGAUGGUCUGGAUCACUUUGUGGACGAAUCGGAAGCGGAGGCGGAGGAGAACGAGGCCCUGAAUGAUAACAAGAGUCUGCCGUCCAUUACCAGGGGGUCCUGGCCCUGGCUGGCGGCCAUCUAUGUGAACAACCUGACCUCCUUGGACUUCCAGUGCGGCGGUACGCUCGUCUCGGGACGCGUGGUCAUCAGCUCGGCCCAUUGCUUCAAGUUGUUCAACAAGCGCUACACAUCCAACGAGGUGCUCGUCUUUCUGGGCCGGCACAAUCUGAAGAACUGGAACGAGGAGGGUUCUCUGGCGGCCCCCGUCGACGGCAUCUACAUCCAUCCCGACUUCAACAGCCAGCUGAGCAGCUAUGAUGCGGACAUCGCUGUGAUCAUACUCAAGGACGAAGUUCGAUACAACACCUUCAUUCGGCCCGCUUGCCUGUGGUCUGGUUCCAGCAAGGCGGAGUACAUUGUGGGCGAGCAGGGCAUCGUCAUCGGCUGGAGCUUCGACAGAUCGAACCGGACGCAGGAUCAGAAGCUGCCGUCGAGCGUGCCGGGCAAGAAGUCCAGCGAUUCGCACAGUGCCCCCAAGGUGGUCAAGGCUCCGGUGGUCGGCAAUGCAGAGUGCUUCCGGGCCAAUGCCCACUUUCGCAGCCUUUCCUCGAACCGAACCUUUUGCGCUGGCAUCCAGACGGAGGAGCGUGAUCGCCACCCGAGCAGUGCCAGCAUCUACACCGGCAUAUCCGGGGCCGGGCUUUUCAUCCGCCGGAACAAUCGCUGGGUGCUGCGCGGCACCGUUUCAGCCGCCCUGCCCGCCGUAGAGUCACCCGAUCCGGGGGCCAGCAGCCACAAGCUUUGCUGUAGAAACCAGUACAUCAUAUAUGCUGACGUGGCCAAGUUCCUGGACUGGAUCACGGCCUUCAUAAUCUAAAAU